GGCGUAUUAAUUAGUUGCAUCAUUGUCCCGAAAUAAUGCUCACCCCUACCUAAUAAAUAAUAAUAAUAAUAAUAUAAUUACACAAGAUCAGUAGCAAGCCCAUUUUGACGCUUAUAUUUGAAACUUCUAAUGGGCACCAGCAUACGGUCAAUGUUCAGUUCAGGACUGGGUUUAGUUGAGAUUCUUGAGAACAAACACUGACCAAAUUUUCCAUUGGCUAAAUAAAGCUAGAAUCCGUUUGAAACCUGACUGAGAUCGAAAAAUCAAGUCAUAUUGAUUCCUUCUUUUAUGUCCAUCCAACACCCUUUUCAUAUCAAUCGAAACUAUGAGUCCAUCUCUUGUCUCUUACGCCAUUGUUUACAAACCAAGAAUCUUGGAGUUGGAGCAUUGAAGAAACUUCACGCACGCCUACUGAGAACCGGCUUCCUCUUCCUCUCCCAUGGCCUCCACACCGACCUCAUCUUCAUGUAUACUACAUGCCUUGAGAGAAACCAGCUUCAAACUCUCACCAAGUUUCUGGCCUGCAUCAACCCCACGAGCCCAUUACCAUUUAACGCAUUGAUCUCAGAUUUUCGUCGAAAAGGGUGGCCUUUUCUUGCUCUCCACACCUUCGCCUUCAUGCACGCAAGCGGCGUUCCGGUUGACACGUACGCGUUGUGCAGCUCGUUAACGGCUUCCUCUGCCGCGAAAGCCGCCGGGUUUGGCAAACAGUUGCAUGCCCUUGUGAUGAGAUUAGGCUGGGCGUCCAGCGUGUUUGUGGGGAGCGCUCUGCUUGAUCUACACUCGAAAUUGUUGCUCAUCAAGGAUGCAGCAGCACUGUUCGACGAAAUGCCUGUAAGAAAUACAGUUUGUGCCAAUGUUCUUUUGUCAGGCUACGCCGAGGCCAAAUUGUGGGUUAAGGUACUUGAAUUUGUUCGGAAGAUGCCCGGGCUACACUUGGGCUGUGAUAACUUCACGUUAUUGGCUACUCUGCGGGCGUGUGCCGGAUUGCCUGCUAUCAAAAUGGGGGAGCAAGUGCACGCCAAAAUCAUUAGAACAGUUCCUAAUGUGGGAGAUGAUGUAUUUCUGCAGAGUUCAUUGAUUGAAAUGUAUGGAAACUGUGGUCUAGUACAGAAAGCUGGGCAGGUCUUUGGCAUGGCUGGCUUCAGACAAGAGGGAGAAAGGAAGAGGGAUGUUGUUCUAUGGACUUCAAUGCUCAGUGUCCAUGGAAGAAAUGGGCAUUUUAAAGAAGUGAUUCGAUUAUACAAAGAGAUGCUCAUGGAGGGGAUUGCCCCAGAUGGGGUGGCAUUUGUGGCCGUCAUCUCAGCUUGUGGCCAUACUGGCCAAGUGAAUCUUGGGAUCCAGUAUUUUGAAUCUAUGGUCUGUGAUUUUGGAUUGAAUCCCAGCCCAGAACACUAUGGCUGCCUCAUUCAUUUGCUUUGUAGAGCUGGUGAGAUGGACAAGGCAUGGAGGCUUGUGAAUGAGAUGUCACAGAAAGCACAUGGCAGUUGCUCUGUUUCCAUGUGGGGAGCCCUGCUUGGUGCCUGCAGUGAAUGUGGGAAUGUUGAUUUGGCCAAACUGGCUGCUCACAGGGCUCUGGAUUUGGAUCCUCAUAAUGUGGGGAUUUAUGUUUUGCUAUCAAAUGUGUACGCAAAAUAUGGCAUGUGGGAUGAGAUUGGGCAGUUGAGGAAGCUCAUGAAAGAAAGAGGGCUGGAGAAAGAUGUUGGGCUGAGUUGGAUAGAGCUUACAAGGUGAAUUGGAGGUCAAGCCUGUAGGGUUGCUAGCCGUAAUAAACUUGAGAACUAACUUAUGCAAAAAUCUACUGGGAAGAACUAUGCUCCUGCCAUAGAAAUAAGUUGAUGAAAUAUUACAAGAGCCUUGAAGCCA
This is a messenger RNA of Diospyros lotus (date-plum), 1866 nucleotides long. RefSeq names its product pentatricopeptide repeat-containing protein At3g12770-like. Lineage: Eukaryota; Viridiplantae; Streptophyta; Magnoliopsida; Ericales; Ebenaceae. Gene Ontology annotation, biological process: RNA modification. Gene Ontology annotation, molecular function: RNA binding; protein binding. The coding region runs from base 289 to 1734 and encodes 481 amino acids. The transcript has a single exon. The record is from RefSeq and is a predicted model, not a curated record.